Molecule: messenger RNA, 1102 nt
Organism: Dermacentor silvarum
Lineage: Eukaryota; Metazoa; Arthropoda; Arachnida; Ixodida; Ixodidae
Exons: 3
Coding region: 323-766 (147 amino acids)
Source: RefSeq, a predicted model, not a curated record
UGUGUUGGUGUUGCUUUUCAAAGAUUCAGUUUGGAAUGCGGAACGAGUUAAACAAAUUAUUGCGGUUAAUGUCUUGAAAUGGCGCUAGGUGGUGUCGCAAUUUUGCGAAACGCUUAGUGGUGGCGCUAUCCACUACCCCGUUUCAAGCAAUGCUUGUAUGCAUGUCUCCACCGCUAUUAAAAUUCAAACGGCGCGAGUUUUGAAGUGGUUGGUUCGGUCGAGCCGUUACGUGCGGAGAGCCAUGUAGGAAAACGUGUCGGCUUCUGCACCCGUUACGGGACCGCGCGUUUCCGAGGGCCAGCGGGAGACGGUGCUCGCUUUUAUGGAGCCGCAUCUCCAGCUGGCUUUAAGAUCCAGCGAGCUGGGGCCGGGCUUCAGCCUUGUCGACCGACGACGGCUGUGGCAGCAGCUGGCCGACGUGCUGAACGCGCAAGGGUCCGUUGUGAAAACGGUCGACCAGUGGAGGAAGCAGCAGGUCUACGAGGCCCGCCGCGAUGCUACCGCUAUAGCCCAAGAGCAAAUAAGCACUGGAGGGGGUCGCGCACCCGGCUUCCGGGGCCGAGUGCUCCAGCUGACGGGCGCGGUCCGCUUCCGUGGCGUCACCGACCUCCCCUACCAAGAGGUGCUGCGAAGGAUCGAACAAUCCACCACCCGGCUCGCCAUCGCGGCAGAGAGGACGGCAGCGGCUCAGGAGGGCAUACUGGAGAAGGUGCGCUCCCUGGCACUAGUCGUAGCUGGCCACCUGCAACAAGAAAGGAGGAAUUAAUUUAUUGUUUAUUUUCACCUAUUCAAUUUCAUUUUAGUCAUUUAUUGUUUUAUGAGUUCAAUUUAUCUUGUUUAUUUAUUGUUCUUUGAGUUUUAUAUCUUCACUUUCAUUUUAUGCACUUAUUGUUGCUUCAUUUUGAGUUUUACUGUUUAAGUUUCAUUGUUGCCUUGUAUGAGCAAUGCAGGAGGAUUUUUUGGACGAAAGGUGUAAUGCGUGCACCCAUUUUUGUAUCGUAGUAUUUUCCUCUUUCUAUUUAUACUAAUCCAGCUGCAACGCCAGCGUGCUUUCUUUUAUUUACACAUUUCGAAGACACUGGAAUCAUUACAAGUAGUUGUC